Molecule: messenger RNA, 2776 nt
Organism: Tyto alba (common barn owl)
Lineage: Eukaryota; Metazoa; Chordata; Aves; Strigiformes; Tytonidae
Product: inositol 1,4,5-triphosphate receptor associated 2-like
Exons: 14
Coding region: 948-2273 (441 amino acids)
Cellular component (GO): endoplasmic reticulum membrane
Source: RefSeq, a predicted model, not a curated record
CCGGGGAGCGUUUGGUAAAGUUGCCAAGGCAAGGGAAAGCACUCGGUCUGGCUUCCCCAGGGGGUUGUUUGUGCCACGCUGGGCAAACAAGCUGCGUGCCUCUGUAUUUCCAUCCGUAAAACAAAGAUGAUAAGCUAGUGUAAAGCUGGCUGAGCUGUAGUAAAUCAGCAGGCUGCAAGGUCUGCUGUGGCUGUUAAGGAGCCAGUUCUUUGCAGCAGGGAGCAGCGCUCGGGAAAACUCUGAUGCUCACUGAUGUGAUGAGUUUGGCUGAUCCCUGGUGGCCGGGAGCUCCUGAGACCCUGGGCAGAGGUGUUUGGGACAAUUUCCAGUGUGCAGGCAUGAAAUGGGCUUAUUCUGACAGAUGCCAAGUGCUGCUUGCCUUUACACUUCCAUCAGAGCUGAGCAGGCUUUGGGAGAUGGGAGAUGGUCCCUCUUGGCAGGGGGACGAGAUGGACAAAGGUCCCGCUUGGUGCUGGUGUGACCUACACAGAGCUUGGUCAAGGCUUUGCACAGGCACGUGGGGCUUCAAGCAGUCCCUGCUCUCUGUCCCCUUAAAUCUUUACUGCAUUCCGUGUCCUGACCAAAAAAAAAAAAAAAAAAAAUCUUUCUACCCCCUAUCUGCAUGUCUGUGGGCACAGCUCCUGAGGAGACACGUCCUGCAAGAGAGUCCCUUCUGCACAGGGAAUUUACCCUGGGCUGGGUGAGGGAAUCUGUGGACUUUCUGCCAGCUUUCUCUGCUUUUUAAGCACAGUAAAACAGCUUAAAUUAAAUGUCCAAGCUCCCUUGGUCUCAGAAAUCUCUUAUAUUUGUCUAUCUGAGAGCUAGCCUGGCUGGGGAAUGCUCGGGGAUCAAACUGUCCCCUGCCUGGGGUACAGCAGGUUGCUCCUGCUCUGCACUGGGUGCUCAUACUGGUAGGUGGGUGCAAACUUAUCUCCCCCCCCACGGAGAUGACCCACAUCACGAGCCCCAAGCAAGAAUCACCCCAUGGGAGGGAAACGAGGGCGGCGAGUGGGAAAGUCCACCCUCAGCGCUGCACAGAAACGGGGCUUGUAUUAAACUCCUCAUUCGCCUCGCUCUGUGCCCGACCGAAUCCCAGCAGCAUCCUCCUGAAUCGCAGCGGGCCUCCCCACCUCUUUUCCCACAGAUGCCUCCACGCUAAGCAGAGGAGCUUGGAGCUCCCGCUGGGUGUGCUGGUCCUGGAGCCUCCGCGCUUUGCAAAUGAAGCCGCUCGCAGGGACCUCGCUGGGAGAGGGGUAGAGGAGGUGCAGGCACUCGCCCAGGGGUGCUGCCGGUGGCCGCGGCAGAGGACGAGCUGCCAACCCAGCCCCUCACCUCGGAGGGAGCAGCAGGCAGAGCUGGCUGGGCUCCCCGCGGCUCCAGAUGAAGGGAGGAUGAGCAGUCCCCAGGGGCACCCAGAUGGGGCUUUGGUGAGGAGCAAGCAGAGUGUGGAGCCUGUCAGUGAGGUGCCAGGCACGGACAGGCAGGAGCUGGCUGUGCACAGCAGGGACGGUGACGGGACCGAGGAAGAUGCAGACAACCCGGAGGAUCUCCUGCUGAGUCUCCCCAGCGAGCUCUCGGUGCUGGAGCGACUCGGCUUGCACAGGGUGGCUUUGACGGAGCAGGACGUGGAGGCAGCCUUUGCCCACCUCGCCCUGGCUUUUCGCUGCGACGUGUUCACCCUGCGGCAACGGAUGCAGGUGGAGAAACGGGCACGGGAUGCGGCGGAGGAUAACAUCCAGGAGGAGCUGGGGCAGUGCCGGGCUGCCCUGGAGAGGCUGGGCCCAUCCUGCACUGAUGCGGGCUGCAAGGAGAUGCUGGAGCAGCUGCAGCACAGUCUGGCUGUGCUGGCGGCUGCUGUCGAGCGGGCAACCGGCGCCGCAGAGAAGCUGGGGGCUGUACAUCAGGAGGCCCGGAUGAGCCGAGCGGCGGAGGUGAUGGUCCAGCACGUGGAGAAUCUGAAGCGGCACCACAGGCGGGAGCACGCGGAGCUGGAGGAGAUGAAGCGCCUGAUCCAGCAAAACUCCCGCAACCGGCAGCUGGCGGAGACCCAGGAUGACACAGAGCCACGGCAGAGGCCUCACCCCUUGAUGCGAACUUUCCAGCAGGGGUCUGCCCGCCGCAGAGUCAGCAUCGCCGUCAUCCCCAAGCAGCUCUUGGUGCCAGCCCUGACAGCCAAGCAGCCUCGGCCGGCGAGCCGGAGAGGGAGGGGGCUCAACGCCGGCCCAGCACCCAGAGGAGUGAGCUGGAGCUGCAGGGCCAGGCCAGCGCCGUGACAGGGGAGCCGGUGGCCGAGGCAGAUGGCAGAGGCUCACGGGCAGGGGACGAGGAGCUGGAGCAGCUUGGGCUGAUGUGAGCAGCACCCUGCAUGUGCCCAGCAUCCCCCCACACACACCCCACGGCUGAUGGAGGUCCCACAGUGGCCAGCAUGUAGGAAACGAGCUGGGAGAUUUGGUGAUGGAAGGCUGGGAUGUUGCUUGGCUGCCCCUGUUGUGCCUCAGUUUCCCCUGUGUCCUCCCCGGGCUUGUUGCAUUUGGGUUUGCAAAGGGGCCAGUGCGGUUUGGGGCUGAGUUAAACGCCGUCCUCAUCCUCAGCUGGGGCAGAGGUGGGACUUGCUCUCCCCCCCGGAUGACGACUGUCCGCGGUCACCUUCUCCCCAGGUCCAAGGGCUCUGCGGCGGAGCUGUGGCGGCCAUGGCUCUUCCUCCCGCAGCACUACUGGGUUUUCUUCUGGCUGCUUCUCCUGAGUAUCGCCUUCCUCCUCCUCCUCCGCAUCCUGG